CCACCAUACACUUUGGAAUUUCAUUAAAUGCAGUGAGGAGAUCUAUUAAACAAUCCGUAGUUUAUUAAGAUCCAAAUUGUUUAAAAACGUUCUUAAAAUAUACUUUAAAUAAAGUAAUAUUUAAAUCUAGGGAAAGCAGGGAACUAAGCAUUUUAAGGUUGGUAGAGUAACUGACGUAGGAUGCCGAGCGCUUUGCCGAGCCUUGGCGUAGAUUGCCGAGAAAAAUAGGGAAGGGGAAGAUAAAUGCAAUGGAGAACGAGGGCGUUUUCCUAAAAAAGUGUUUGAAAAGUGAGAUAAUUUACAGUCGACUUACUCAUGAUCAAUAUAAUAUAAUAUGUGCCAAAAUUCUGAACUUGUUCCCAAAUGAAAUAGCCCAAACGUUUUACUAUUCAGGUGAAAGAAUUAACAAUUUGGCAGUACAGGCCAAAGGUAAAUUAGUCUAUAAAGCUCACAAUAUUUUGUACCAUAGUCCUGACAAAUUGUACGUAAGAAAAAGAAAGAAUUGUAGUGUACUUGAGGAUAUUAAUAAAAAGAAAAUUAGGAAGGACACUGAAGAUGAAAAGAAUGCUGUGAUUUGGCUCAAACAUAACAGAGAACCAUGGGAAGAUGUUUUUAAAAAUUGGAAACUAACUUAUAAUUUAAGAUCAGGCGCUACAAAUUUUAAUUCAGUGGUAGAGUUCCUUAGAGAAUGGCCGAUUAUUUCGGAUCCAAGGGCAGAUUCUUUGAUUGAAUCAGACUUUGCAGUAAUGCACCCUGGAAAAGAUUUAAUGUUUAAAUUUUUGUUGUCGUAUAAUUCAUUUUGUAAUUUAUAGAAUUUAUUUUUU
Brassicogethes aeneus is the source of this 824-nucleotide messenger RNA. Lineage: Eukaryota; Metazoa; Arthropoda; Insecta; Coleoptera; Nitidulidae. The record is from the annotation of a GenBank genome assembly.